Mollisia scopiformis is the source of this 771-nucleotide messenger RNA. RefSeq lists its product as uncharacterized. The transcript is spliced from 4 exons. The record is from RefSeq and is a predicted model, not a curated record. NCBI's taxonomy places the organism in Eukaryota, Fungi, Ascomycota, Leotiomycetes, Helotiales, Mollisiaceae. Bases 1 to 771 code for a protein of 256 amino acids.
AUGUCGAAAGCCCUCGACACGCGUCGCUUGGCAGAUGCACCUUUCAAGCUGAUUGAAACUCCUGCACAUGCUCAAAAAUCUUCUAAGCCAUAUGACCAAUAUGUUGAAGCUGCUAGUGUAAUGGCGCUGGGACAUAAUGUUUUCAUUCGUGGUAUGAAUAGUAUCUACAAACAAGCACCACAUAUCAAGCCAGAAGACCAUGCCGAUUUCAUCAACUAUGCGAAAUGCUGGGCCGAGAUCCUUGACGCCCACCACAAAAUGGAAGAGACAUCCUUGUUCCCACAAAUUGAAGCAAAGACUGGUGAGAUUGGGAUCAUGGAAGUGAGCGUUGAGCAGCAUCAUGCUUUCCUCCCAGGUCUAGCUGCGUACAAAGAGUACCUUAGUGGAUGUACCAAUAAGCCAGAUACAUUCUCUGGAACGCGGUUGAUUUCCAUUAUCGACUCUUUCGCGCCCGAGCUCUUGAUCCACCUCUCAGAUGAAAUCCCUACAUUGUUAGCUCUAUCGAAGUUCGGAAACCAGCUACGUCUCCUAGAUAUGGUCAAUGCAGAGUCUCAAAAGUCGCCUUUGCAUCAGUCUAUUACAGGCGGCACCCCUUUCUUUUUCCGAAAUCUUGAUGUUGAAUUCGAGGACGGAAUAUGGAAGCAAUGGCCUCCAAUACCAGCUCCUGUGUGGUGGUUCCUGCAGAACUCGUUUGUGGCCUGGAAUUCUAGAUGGUGGAGAUUUGCUGGUUGUGAUGCAAGUGGAAAGUUGAGAGAGCUGCCUACUCUAUGA